Molecule: messenger RNA, 3599 nt
Organism: Marmota flaviventris (yellow-bellied marmot)
Lineage: Eukaryota; Metazoa; Chordata; Mammalia; Rodentia; Sciuridae
Source: RefSeq, a predicted model, not a curated record
AUGAGGAGACUGAGUUUGUGGUGGCUGCUAAGCAGGGUCUGUCUGCUGCUGCCGCCGCCCUGCGCGCUGGUGCUGGCCGGGGUACCCGGCUCCUCCUCGCACCCGCAGCCCUGCCAGAUCCUCAAGCGCAUCGGGCACGCGGUGAGGGUGGGCGCCGUUCACUUGCAGCCCUGGACCACAGCCCCACGCCUAACUAGCCGCACUCUGGACGGCAACAGGGCAGGUGCCCAGAGGGAUGAGCCAGAGUCAGGGACUUGGCGGCCGCAGGCGCCCUCGCAGGGCGCACGCUGGUUGGGGAGCACUUUGCAUGGCCGGGGACGGCCGAGCGCCCGAAAGCCAGGGGAGGGCGCCGGGGCCGAGACCCUGUGGCCGCGGGACGCCCUCCUGUUCGCCGUGGACAACCUGAACCGCGUGGAAGGUCUGCUGCCCUACAACCUGUCUUUGGAAGUAGUGAUGGCCAUCGAAGCGGGCCUGGGCGAUCUGCCGCUUUUGCCCUUCUCCUCCCCUAGCUCGCCAUGGAGCAGUGACCCUUUCUCCUUUCUGCAGAGCGUGUGCCACACUGUGGUGGUGCAAGGGGUAUCAGCGCUGCUGGCCUUUCCCCAGAGCCAGGGCGAGAUGAUGGAGCUCGACUUGGUCAGCUCGGUCCUGCACAUUCCAGUGAUCAGCAUCGUCCGCCACGAGUUUCCACGGGAGAGUCAGAAUCCCCUUCACCUACAACUGAGUUUAGAAAAUUCAUUAAGUUCUGAUGCUGAUGUCACUGUCUCAAUCCUGACCAUGAACAACUGGUACAAUUUUAGCUUGUUGCUGUGCCAGGAAGACUGGAACAUCACUGACUUCCUCCUCCUCACCCAGAACAAUUCCAAGUUCCACCUCGGGUCUAUCAUCAACAUCACGGCUAACCUCUCCUCCACCAAGGACCUCUUGAGCUUCCUGCAGGUCCAACUCGAGAGCGUUAAGAACAGCACACCCACAAUGGUGAUGUUUGGCUGCGACAUGGAGAGUAUCCGGCAGAUAUUUGAAAUUACCACCCAGUUCGGGGUAACACCCCUUGAGCUUCAUUGGGUGCUGGGAGAUUCCCAGAAUGUGGAGGAACUGAGGACAGAAGGUCUACCCUUAGGGCUCAUUGCUCAUGGAAAAACUACACAGUCAGUGUUUGAGCACUACGUGCAAGAUGCCAUGGAACUGGUCGCAAGAGCAGUAGCCACCGCCACCAUGAUCCAGCCAGAACUUGCUCUCCUUCCCAGCACGAUGAACUGCAUGGAAGUGAAAACUACAAAUCUCACUUCAGGACAAUAUUUAUCAAGGUUUCUAGCCAACACCACGUUCAGAGGCCUCAGUGGUUCCAUCAAAGUAAAAGGUUCCACCAUCAUCAGCUCAGAAAACAACUUUUUCAUCUGGAAUCUGCAACAUGACCCUAUGGAAAAGCCAAUGUGGACCCGCUUGGGCAGCUGGCAGGGCGGGAAGAUUGUCAUGGACUAUGGAAUAUGGCCAGAACAGGCCCAGCGGCAUAAAACCCACUUCCAGCAUCCAAGUAAGCUACACUUAAGAGUGGUUACCCUGAUUGAACACCCAUUUGUCUUCACAAGGGAAGUAGAUGAUGAAGGCUUGUGCCCUGCUGGCCAACUCUGUCUAGACCCUAUGACUAAUGACUCCUCCUUAUUGGACGGCCUAUUUAGUAGCCUCCAUAGCAGUAAUGAUACAGUGCCAAUCAAAUUCAAGAAGUGUUGCUAUGGAUAUUGCAUUGAUCUGCUGGAAAAGCUAGCAGAAGACAUGAACUUUGACUUUGACCUCUAUAUUGUUGGGGAUGGAAAGUAUGGAGCUUGGAAAAAUGGGCACUGGACUGGGCUGGUGGGUGAUCUCUUGAGUGGGACUGCCCACAUGGCAGUCACUUCCUUCAGCAUCAACACUGCACGGAGCCAGGUGAUUGAUUUCACUAGCCCUUUCUUCUCCACCAGCUUGGGCAUUUUAGUGAGGACCCGAGAUACAGCAGCUCCCAUUGGAGCCUUCAUGUGGCCACUCCACUGGACUAUGUGGCUGGGGAUUUUUGUGGCUCUGCAUAUCACUGCCAUCUUUCUCACUCUGUAUGAAUGGAAAAGUCCAUUUGGUAUGACUCCCAAGGGGCGGAACAGAAAUAAAGUCUUCUCCUUCUCUUCAGCCUUGAAUGUCUGUUAUGCCCUCUUGUUUGGUAGAACAGCAGCCAUCAAACCCCCAAAAUGCUGGACUGGAAGAUUUCUAAUGAACCUUUGGGCCAUUUUCUGUAUGUUUUGCCUUUCUACGUAUACAGCAAACUUGGCUGCUGUCAUGGUAGGUGAGAAGAUCUAUGAAGAGCUUUCUGGAAUACAUGACCCUAAGGGAACUUUCCACUCUCCAAACCUCAAAACCACUGCCUCCGCAGAGUCACAUGAGUCCAAUGUGAAAGUUGAUGAGCAAAUAGCAUCCAAAAUGUCAAUAGAUGCUGACUGUAAACUUCUAACCGUGGGGAAGCCGUUUGCCAUAGAAGGAUAUGGCAUUGGUCUUCCACCCAACUCUCCACUGACCUCCAAUAUAUCUGAGCUAAUCAGCCAAUAUAAGUCACAUGGGUUUAUGGACGUGCUACACGACAAGUGGUACAAGAUGGUUCCCUGUGGCAAGAGAACUUUCGCUGUCACUGAGACUUUGCAAAUGGGCAUCAAACAUUUCUCUGGACUCUUCGUGCUGCUGUGCAUUGGAUUUGGUCUGUCCAUCUUGACAACCAUUGGAGAGCACAUAGUGUACAGGCUGCUGUUACCACGAAUCAAAAACAAAUCCAAACUGCAAUAUUGGCUGCACACCAGUCAGAGAUUUCAUAGAGCAUUAAACACAUCAUUUGUAGAAGAAAAGCAACAGCGUUUCAAGACCAAACGUGUGGAAAAGAGGUCCAACAUAGGACCCCAUCAACUCAUGGUGUGGAAUACUUCCAAUCUGAGUCAUGACAACCAACGAAAAUACAUCUUUAGUGAUGAGGGAGGACAAAACCAGCUGGGUAUUCGGACCCACCAAGACAUCCCUCUCCCUCCAAGAAGAAGAGAGCUCCCUGCCUCACUGACCACCAAUGGGAAAGCCGACAACCUCAACGUAGCUCGGAAUUCAGUGAUGCAGGAACUCUCAGAGCUGGAGAAGCAGAUUCAGGUGAUCCGCCAGGAGCUACAGUUGGCUGUGAGCAGAAAAACGGAGCUGGAAGAGUAUCAAAGGACAAAUCGGACUUGUGAGUCCUAGGCGAUCAGGCUGCCCUCCUCCCCCAACUCCUGGCUUUCCUGAGCCCUUGAGAUACUUUGUAAUGCUCUUUUGUAAGGAUUGACAAAGGUGAGGGAAACCAAGAUCUAGGUCUUCUAGGGGUCAAGUCAGCUCUCCCCAGAUUAACAUGCGGCAGUGAUUCUUUUUCCAAACUCACCCCCUAGGUCUCCAGGGUAAAAAGCUUUUUCCUAGCAGGAGUCCAAAGUUAGGAGUAACCUCUGUAUAAGGGACCUGUGAACAAUCAGACAACCCCUAGCUCCUGUUAACCUUUCACCAGGUGCCACAAUAAUAUUCCCAGGUUUUAGCCCUUUCUCUGCACUAUCAACCAGAGAUAAAACUGUUACUCA